UGCGAAGCGAUGGCAGCGUCGGCCAACGAGGAGAGCGCCUUCCGUAGGUUCCUGGAGCUGCUGCUGCGCCAAUUCCGGGGCCCCUUCGGCGAGGAGGACCCUCUGCCCCUCCGGCCGGUCUCCAACCACAUCACCGAGGAGGAGCUGGAGGGCGAGUGCCUGGACCUCUGCCUCCAGCAUCUCUGCAGAUAUAAUGCCCCUUUCUCAUUGGCUGCGGCAUUGGCAAGGGCAACAACAAAUGAAAUUCUUCAGAGUGACCUUUCUGCUCUCCAUUAUGUGCCGAAACUUCUGGAUGGGACUGAUGGGGUCACACAGUUUGACUCAACAAGGCUGUCCCGAAUGGUGUUCACCAAACUCCACGAGAUCUGCUGCAGCUGGGUGAAAGACUUGCCAUUGACACGAAGAACUCAUCCCUAUUUUGAAACGUCCAUUCACGCCAUCAAAAACAUGCGCAGAAAGAUGGAGGACAAACAUGUCUGUCUGCCAGACUUCAAUACUCUCUUCAAUCUAGAGGACCAGGAGGAGCAGUCAUUUUUCGCUGUAUUCGAUGGACAUGGAGGAGUGGAUGCCGCAAUCUAUGCCUCCAUCCACCUCCACGUGAACCUUGUCCGACAGGAGAUCUUCCAGCACGACCCAGCUGAGGCCCUGUGUCGAGCCUUUCGCCUCACGGAUGAGCGGUUUGUUCAAAAGGCCGCCCGGGAGAACCUGCGAUGUGGAACGACUGGUGUGGUGACCUUUAUGCGAGGGAACAUGCUGCAUGUAGCCUGGCUGGGUGAUUCCCAAGUGAUGUUGGUGCGGAAGGGCCAGGCAGUGGAACUGAUGAAACCUCACAAACCUGACAGAGAGGAUGAAAAGCAGCGAAUUGAAGCGCUCGGAGGCUGUGUGGUGUGGUUCGGGGCUUGGCGAGUUAAUGGAAGCCUUUCUGUCUCCAGAGCCAUCGGCGAUGCCGAGCACAAGCCGUACAUCUGCGGCGAGGCGGACAGCGACUCCACCGUGCUGGACGGCACCGAAGACUACCUCAUCCUCGCCUGCGAUGGUUUCUACGACACCAUGGAGCCCGAGGAGGCGGUCAGGGUAGUGUCCGACCACCUCAAGGAGAACAACGGCGACAGCAGCAUGGUGGCUCACAAGCUCGUGGCGUCAGCCCGGGACGCGGGCUCGAGCGACAACAUAACGGUCAUCGUGGUGUUCCUGCGCGACCUGAGCGCGCCGGCGGAUGAAGAGAGCGGGGCCAACGGUCACUCCAAAUGGACUGGGAACUCGUUCGACGGCGCGCAGGGAGACGGUGGUGAUGACAAGGAGAACCGUGGCGACUAUCAGGGCUCGCGAGCCCACCACCAAUAUGGCGCCGCCUCAGAACUGACGCAGGACACGCGGGAGGACUCGCUGACCGACAGAACUAGCCUGACUCUAGGCCCCCCGAUUAGCGUCCUGCCGAUGGGAGCCGGUGCCAAGGAAAGGCCUGCUGUGCGGUGCAGGCCCGAGCAGCCCUGCAGGGGGCCAAGCCUGCGGGAACGCAGGGACUUUGCGUCGGGCGCCGUCCGACACCGGAAGACCCGGCCCGCGGGGCGCUCGAGGAGGCAGCGCCGGGCGGAGAGGCCGGUUCCCUGCUUCCCCGGGGCCCUGGCGGCCAGGCAGCGAGGAGAGCGGUCAGCGCUGCGCCUCAGCCGGCGGGCCAGCAGCAAAACCGCGAGGAAUCACAACGGCUCAGUACACCGGGCACCGCGGCAGAGAAAACCGGGCAGUGCCUGCGGCUCCGGGGCAGUGACUCCUGACAGCUGGCAUGGAGAGGUGCCAGCCAGGUCAAGUAGCUCAUGUCUACUUCAACAGUAAAGCUGUCACACCCUACCCCCUCCUUCCCUACCUGCCCAUUACUAGACUGGAGUUGUUUACUCCUCUGUUCCUAGACAAUCCUCACCUCACUCUAGCUAACUUAUAAAUCAACUCGUAAUCUUCACGUUAUCUUAUAUUCCCGGCCCAGGCGUAGUAGCUGAAGCCCAUAACAGUAAGCCAUGCUACCCAGGGAAGAUCAUAUCUUAACUGGUUUCUGUAGACAGAGCAGGGUCACUGUGGCAUUUUACCUGUAAUGAUGCCACUCCCCUACUGUUCCCAGAACUUUUCGUGACCCGAUAGCCAGCUGCCAGGAGUGGGGCAUGGGUGGUGGAGAGGAACGAGGGAGGAAGAAUUUGUGUCAUAUUCUGAUCUACUUGUCUGACACGUAGAAGAUAGGAGCAGGAGUCAGCAAUUCACCCCUUCAAGCUUGCUCUGCCAUUCCAUCGGAUCAAGGCUGAUAAUACAGCACUGUUCCCACUUCUCCCUAUACCCAUUGAUCCCUUUAGUCGCCAAGUUCCACAGGUGACAUAGACAUGUGCUGCAAUUUCUGACCUGCCUUUGUACUCAAGCAGCUCCCUUUUUACCCAGUAAGAGUGCAUCUAUUUUUUUAAAAACCAAUUUCAGCAGCAUCACUGGCAGUGCCAGUCAUUUAUUGCCAGUCAGGGGGAGAGGAGAACUGGUUGAAAGCAACUGAAUGUUUUGCUCAGCCAUUUCAGAGAACAGUUGAGAGCCAACUUCAUUGGAGUUGGACUGGAGUCACAAGGCCAGACCAAUAGUGGUGGCAUAUUUCUGUCCCUGAAGGACAUUAUGGACCACUUUUGCAUUUAUGAUAAUCCAAAGUCUUGUGGGCACAUUUACUCCUGUCAUUUCCUGAAGUGAACUCAAAUUCUCUAACUGUACAGACUUUCUCAAUGUAUUCGUCUAGGGUUCUGGCUUACCAUUCUUCAGACAUAAGGAUUACACCAGCAGACCUUUUAGACAAUGCUCCGGCUAACCUGCCACCCACACUCCAUUCCAGCCCUCACCAUGGUUGGGGUCUUGUGUUGCGGUCUGUCCCCAGCCAGUCUGGUGGAUGAUUGUCACAGCCACUUCCUUCACUGUCCAUGCGCCUCCCUGCCUCACUCCACCUUCCUCCUUCCCAGGACUGAAUGGUGCACAGAGAUAUUGGCAGCCCAGCAAGAUUUGCAAAACCCCCUUGCUGAAGAGAUAUCUGACCUGGUCUCGGAUUUACCUCAGUCAGAAAGUGGAAAAGUUUAGAGCUGGGCUCAACUGAAACCUAAUCCAAAAGAAGGGUUUCAUUUCCGAUUGGAUAGGGGAAGUGGGAAGAAUGCGUGUGUGAAAGUGAACAUCUCAGUUUACAGAACACAUUAAACUGCAGUAAUAGUGAUUUCUCUGAUAAUCAAUAGUUAAAAGUAUUUGUUUGUCUCUGGCUGUGGUUAUUCACUCAUAGCGAAUCAAACCUGUGAGGCUAAGGCUCUCAAAUUGAUGAUUCCAACACCUGUAAUGGUUUUUUUUAUAAACUAAAGGCUGUUAUAAUCAUUACACAUUGAACAGGUGUCCUGGCUUGUAUUUAAAAAAAACAUAUAUAUUAGUACACUCAUCAGGGCACUCCCUACCAAAUACAGACAGUAACAGUCAUGAGUUACUGGUAGCUAGUUAAACUUUAGAAAGUAUCUCCUUCUGAAGAAACUCAAGGUAAUUCUGUAAGACAUGUAUGAUGCAUUAGUAGUUUUUGGUCUGAUAAUAUACCUGCACUGGUAGCUGUGAAAGUCUGACUAUGAAACUGUGCUGGUCUCCUGUAUGCUGCACUAGAACCUGUACCACUGCUUACAGUGGAUCUGACUGUAUCACUUCACCUGUACAGGUAGCAAUCCAGCCACUUACCUAUGCUAAUCAUAGUUUUAAUUGUAUGUCUCUUUGGCGUUCUGGUUUUAGUGUAACCCAUUUUGUAUUGGUACCUGUAUAGGACCUGUGAUGGUCUGACAUUACUCUUCUGACUGUGCAUCCAAGUUGGUACCUCUAGUAGUCUGCCUGCACAGAUAUUGCCUGCACAGAUAUCAACUGUACAUCUUCAGUUUGAAAAUACUUCUGACUGUACACCUGUACUGGUGCCUAUAGUUGUAUUGGUACUGACGACAACUGGAGCAGUUUGAUUGUACACUUGUACUGAUGCCUGUAGUUGUACAGGUACUGUCUGCAAUUGAAGCAAUUUGAAUACUGGUGCCUGUGGUUGUAUAGGUGCUACCUGCAAUUGUAGCAAUUUGUCCAUACACCUGUACUGGUGCCUGUGUAGGUACUGUCUACAGUUGAAGCAGUUUAACUACACAUGUACAUCUUCAGUUUGAAAAUACUUCUGACUGUACACCUGUACUGGUGCCUAUAGUUUUAUAGGUGCUGACUACAACUGUAGCACUUUGCCUGUAUACUUGUACCAAUGCCUGUAGUUGUAUAGGUACUGUCUACAGUUGAAGCAGUUUGACUGUACUGCUUCCACACAUUAAAACAAUCCUGGCUUUGUGACACGUAGUAUUUAACUGAUUGCAGCUGGUGGUAGCAAAUAGUCCUUAACCUGGUUUGAAUUUCUGUGCCCUUAUUUGCUUCUUGUUUAAAUAAAUAAUAAACUCCCUGCCCUCCUCCCCCCACAACCAGUAGCUGUAUUUACAUGGUCAGUAUCUUGUAAUUUCUAAUGAUGGUAUUUCUGGUGAUUAUAAUGUAAAAAUUAUAUAUAUAUAUAAGGUCUUAAAAACUUGAACACCAAAAAGGUGACAACACUAUUGUAAUUAUAAUCUGUUUUAAUGCUGUUUAGUCUGUGUACAUUUUGUGUUCUAUGUAAUAUCUUGUGUAUUGGAAAUGGUGGAGCACUUUGUACUAUUAAAAGCAAAGCCUUUAAUUAA
Messenger RNA from Rhincodon typus (whale shark), 4727 nucleotides. It is a transcript of the gene ppm1e, whose product is annotated as protein phosphatase, Mg2+/Mn2+ dependent, 1E. The transcript is spliced from 7 exons. Bases 10 to 1833 code for a protein of 607 amino acids. Gene Ontology annotation, molecular function: protein serine/threonine phosphatase activity; cation binding. Gene Ontology annotation, biological process: negative regulation of protein kinase activity; protein dephosphorylation. Lineage: Eukaryota; Metazoa; Chordata; Chondrichthyes; Orectolobiformes; Rhincodontidae. The record is from RefSeq and is a predicted model, not a curated record.